Molecule: messenger RNA, 1704 nt
Organism: Moesziomyces antarcticus
Lineage: Eukaryota; Fungi; Basidiomycota; Ustilaginomycetes; Ustilaginales; Ustilaginaceae
Product: transcription factor
Exons: 1
Coding region: 1-1704 (567 amino acids)
Biological process (GO): regulation of DNA double-strand break processing
Cellular component (GO): nucleus; site of double-strand break
Molecular function (GO): protein binding
Source: RefSeq, a predicted model, not a curated record
AUGCCCAUGUCCUUUGGCAAGAAGCCCGCCAAAAAGACUGUCGCUUCACCCCGCGCCGACGCAGCCGCGCCCGUCUCGGCCGCGUCCUCGAGCACUCUAUCCGCCAGCGUGCUCGGCAAGCGGCCGGCGCAACCCUCGCCUGACGCCGAGGAGGACGAUGGUUUGACGCCAGAGGAGCGGCAUGCAAAUGCGGAGGCAGAACAGCGCGAUCGCGAGCGUCGUGCACAGGGCCUUGCCGACUCGGACGACGACAACGAUGACAGCGACGACGAUGUUGGUCCCCCACCACCGCCACCUGCUGCAUCCCACGCCCCACCUAAGCGGGACGUGCGGCUGCCACCACUGGAAAGCGUGACGACAUUCUCGGGCGUACACACCAAGACCCUCUCUGCGCUAGCAGUCGACUCGGCCGGGGCGCGCUUCGCCCUCGGCUCGUACGACUACACGCUGUCGCUGUACGACUAUGGCGGGAUGAACGCCUCGCUCUCGCCCUUUCGCACGUUCGAGCCGGGAGGAAGCGCUCCCGUUGUGGAUCUGUCGUUCUCGCGCGAUGCAGCGUCUCUGCUUGUAGUAAGCUCGACGAGUCAGGCCAAGGUGUACUCGCGCGAUGGGGCGCAGAUGGCAGAGUGUGCAAAGGGCGAUCCGUACCUGCGCGACAUGCGACACACCAACGGCCACGUAGCCUCUCUCACCGCCGGCGUCUUCCACCCCAACGACGCCAACCGGUUCGUCACCGCGGCGGAAGACAGUACGGUGCGCAUCUGGGACGUCGAAACUGCCCCGCGGAAGCAAGUCGACACGGUGGUGCUCAAAAGCAAAGCUAGGGGUACGCGCACGAAGGUCACUGCGCUCACAGUGACGCCCGACGAGCUAUUGGUCGCUGCGGCACGAGAUGGCAGCUUGAACUACUGGGAUCUGCGUGCGAAUCUCAAUGCGCGGCCGAGGGGGACGGUGGAGCAUGCGCAUGCGGCGGAUAGCGUCACGAGCAGUGUCGCCGUUCGCAGUGAUGGACGGACGCUGGCCACGCGUGGAGGGGAUGAUACGGUGAAACUGUGGGACUUGCGUUCGUUUCGAAGCCCGCUGGCGGUUCGCGAGGAUAUGCCGACCACUUCGCCCCACGCAAGUGUGCUGUUCGACCCGUAUGGCGGCGACACAGUUAUCGUGGGUACGGCUGACGAUGGUGGGCAACUGCGCGUGUUGUCGGCGGUGGAUAUUUCGACGCUGCACGUGCAUGCGGUUGCCAGUCCCGUUCGGAUGGUGUGGAAUGGCGCCACGGACCAUUUUUACGCCACGUCGCGAAGUGGCACACUGUCGGUGUUGCACUCUGCCCGCUCGACACGGGGCAUCACUUUGGCGCUUGCACGACCAGCCAAAGCGUCCAGCCAGGUUGAUUCAUACCCCGUUGACGUUGGGGAGGCAGGGAUGAGUGAGGCAGCCAAGCGACGCAAGCUCGCCAAGACUCGCCGCGAUGCAGCUGCUUCGCACAUGCCCCAACCGCCUGUCGCGGGCCCCGGAAGCGCAGGUCGGAUUGGGUCGGCUGCUAAUACCCAUCUCGUCCAGAGUCUGUAUAAGCAGCCUCAAGUGCACGAGGACCCGCGCGAGGCACUGCUGAAGUACGCCGACAAGGAGGCCAAGUUCACAAAGGCGUGGGAAAAGACGCAGCCCAAACCCAUCUACGACAAUCAGGAAGAUCAGACGCAGUAA